GCGAGCGCGCGCAGCAGCGACAGUGACGUGAGGCCGGCGCGGACCGUCGCAGCGGCUGAGGCUCAGCGGACGGACCUCUUCCCUCCUCCGCGGCUGGAGUUCCUGGCGUCACUGAGCACCUGCGCGCGGGUUUCCACAGCCCCGGUUCCCUCCGCGAGUGCCUGGCGGCCGCGCACCACCUUCGCCCAGCGCCAUGGCCGCGGCCGGGGGGCCCGGAGCGGACGGACGCAGUCCUCUGCUCGGCCUCCUCUUGCUUCUGAUGGCGGGCCCCGCCCUGGGCUGGAACGACCCCAACAGAAUAUUGUUGCGGGAUAUACAAGCUCUUACCCUCCACUAUGAUCGCUAUACCACCUCCCGCAGGCUGGAUCCAGUUCCACAGCUGAAAUGUGUUGGAGGCACAGCUGGAUGUGAUACUUACAUCCCAAAAGUUAUACAGUGCCAGAACAAAGGCUGGGAUGGUUACGAUGUACAGUGGGAAUGUAAGACUGAUUUGGAUGUUGCAUACAAAUUUGGAAAAACUGUGGUGAGCUGUGAAGGCUAUGAAUCCUCUGAAGACCAGUAUGUACUAAGAGGCUCCUGUGGCUUGGAGUAUAACUUAGAUUACACGGAACUUGGCCUGAAGAAAUUGAGAGAGUCUGGAAAAAACAGUGGCUUUAACCAGUUCUCUGAUUAUUAUAAAAGCAGUUCCAGUGGCAUCAGUGGACUGGUUACCAUCGUGGUGUUACUUGCUAUUGCCUUUGGAGUUUAUAAGUUGUUCCUUGGUGGUGGUCAAGAUUCUCCUCCACCAUACUCCGAGAAUCCUCCGUUUGCUCCCGGUUUUCAGGGAUUCACCAACUCAGCAGGACCCCCUCCUCCGGGCUUUAAGUCAGGGUUCACAGGAAUGCCUGGUGCAACUUACGGUUUUAGCAGUGCUUUCACAGGGCAACAAGGAAAUACAAAUUCGGGACCAGGUUUCUGGACUGGCUUGGGAACUGGAGGAAUACUAGGAUAUUUGUUUGGCAACAAUAGGGGAGCAACACCCUUUUCAGACUCAUGGCACCACCCAUCUUAUCCCUCAUACUUCAGCACAGGAAACAGCCGUGCUUACUCCCCGCGUUGUGGAGACUCCCGUAACUACUCAGCAUGUUCAAGUUCAGAGACAAAAACCAGAACAGCAUCAGGAUAUGGCGGUACCAAAAGACGAUAAGAAAGCAAAAAGUUGAAGUCAAACACUGGAUGCAAAAUUCCUGAUUUUUCAUCACUUUCUCUUAAAAAGUGCUACCAGCUAACAACUGGGAAGGGGAAAUAUUAAAACAUUCUGUGGUGUUUUGUCUUGUGUAGCUUUUUGUAUUUUAUCAUUUAGUGAAACUAAGAGUUGAUAUUGUGACAAAAUACUUAUGUAGAAAAUUCUAUUAGUGUAACAUGCAGGUGUUAUAGUUUUUGAAAGUGAUGAUUACUGUAGAUUGCUGAAAAUGUAUUGUUUAAUUUCUAAAAACUGAUGCCAUGAGAAGCAUUAAGAAAGAAAGCUUUAUACCAACAGACAUUGAGUAUAUAAAAUUUCAAUCUGGUUUUUGUUCAUGAUUCAUAACCUCAUAGAAACAGUAAUAUAUUUGGUGUUUGCUGUUUUCAAAUAUUUAAACCAAGCUUUGAACUACUAUACUAACUUGUGGGAUUCGAACUAUUAUACUAAUUUGUGGGAAUUGAUCACUUUGAGUUCAGGAGCUUUGAAUCCUUCCCAUGGUGGUGGGGUUCUGUUGAGAAUUACCUUUGUUAGGAAAAGGUAGGAAAAAAAUAAGUAUCUAGAAGUUUGUUGUGACUAAUUGUGUGCUGAUAAAAAUUCUUGAAAUCUCCUUAUUCAUUUCUCAAGAAGUGAAGUCCAAAUGCUUCAACCAAAGUCUUUAAUAGCCAGAGCAUGCAUUUCUGUGUGGAACCUCAAAUAUUGUUGUAGCAGUUUCAGUCUUACAUUAAAGUGACAAAAA
Messenger RNA from Pipistrellus kuhlii (Kuhl's pipistrelle), 1958 nucleotides. RefSeq names its product store-operated calcium entry associated regulatory factor (gene SARAF). Lineage: Eukaryota; Metazoa; Chordata; Mammalia; Chiroptera; Vespertilionidae. The transcript has 6 exons. Bases 194 to 1186 code for a protein of 330 amino acids. Gene Ontology annotation, cellular component: endoplasmic reticulum membrane. Gene Ontology annotation, biological process: regulation of store-operated calcium entry. The record is from RefSeq and is a predicted model, not a curated record.